Messenger RNA from Limulus polyphemus (Atlantic horseshoe crab), 1155 nucleotides. Its product is annotated as G-protein coupled receptor moody-like. Gene Ontology annotation, biological process: G protein-coupled receptor signaling pathway. Lineage: Eukaryota; Metazoa; Arthropoda; Merostomata; Xiphosura; Limulidae. The record is from RefSeq and is a predicted model, not a curated record. The transcript is spliced from 2 exons. The annotation marks the transcript as partial. Gene Ontology annotation, molecular function: G protein-coupled receptor activity. Gene Ontology annotation, cellular component: membrane.
UCUUCCGGUCACGUGACAGCGUACUUCCUCUUUUUUUUCUCUUCUUAGUCAGGCUCUGAGGUCUUACACCAGCAACCCUAACGUUCAGCAAUUUGUAUUUAUGCAUUUAAGCAUUUAAGCUCCUGAUUUUGUUACUUAUCUUGGAACAUUGUACUUCAGCCCCAGUGGUUUUCGUAAUCUGCUACAAACCAGUUGAUGAGUCGAACGAAUAGAACGACCGAUCGUGCAGGAUUCAGAUCAUUUGGAUUGGUGGAUACGUAUCCGUAUAUGUGUGUUUGUGAAGACUGGCUUCAAUUUAUCUUGUAAAUCGCUUGGCUUGUUGGUUGAGAAACGAUGGUUGAUUCAACGACAAUAGCGGCCAUGGAGAUGUUGAACGUUACAGAAACAGAAUCAUCUUUAAUGCACGAACGCAAAGAGUUUAUGUACUUUGCUGCCUUUUGCAUUAUCGUAUCGAUUAUUGUUGGCUUGAGCGGUAACCUAUUGACCAUCGUGGCACUAGUACAAUGUCCAAGAGUACGCAGUGCCCCAGCUGCUUUCAUCAUUAGCCUCUGCGUUGCUGAUUUUUUGUUCUGUGCUUUGAGCUUACCAUUCAGUGCUUCUAGAUUUAUCCACCAGAGAUGGAUCCAUGGUGACGUCCUGUGCGUCAUAUUCCCCUUCAUGCGGUAUGUCAAUGUCGGGUUGUCCCUGCUGUCCAUCACGGCGAUCACCAUUAAUCGUUAUGUCCUUAUCGCCCACCAGAAAGUUUAUGAAAAGAUCUACCGUAAACGUUACAUAUCACUCAUGAUUGCCGCAGUUUGGCUGUUCUCCUUCGCUAUGUUGUUACCUACACUAAUAGGCGCAUGGGGGCGCUUUGGCUACGACAAGAAUAUUCUAAGCUGUUCCAUCCUGAAAGUAAACGGCCGAUCUUCAAAGACAUUCUUGUUCAUCUUCGGUUUCCUCAUCCCCUGUAUCACCAUCAUCGUUUGUUAUGCCCGUAUUUUCUGGGUGAUAAAAAGGAGUGCCAACCGAGUUCGUGGCCACAGUAACUCGGAAACAAAGGAACAGAAGAAAGACCGGGAUGCAAAGAAAAGGAAAGAGGAAUGGCGCGUGACACGAAUGGUUCUCAUAAUUUUCUGCUCUUUUCUCGUUUGUUACCUUCCUAUUACUAUUGUAAAG